GAGCGGCCGUCCCCGCUGACGAUGGUGGAGCUGUUGACCUGCGCCAAGGACGUGGCGGAGGGAUGCCGGUAUCUGGAGGAGAAUCACUUCAUUCACCGGGACAUCGCGGCGAGGAACUGCCUCCUCACCACGAAAGGGCCGGGGAGGGUGGUGAAGAUCGCGGACUUCGGCAUGUCCAGGGACAUCUAUCGGUGA
Messenger RNA from Darwinula stevensoni, 195 nucleotides. The record is from the annotation of a GenBank genome assembly. NCBI's taxonomy places the organism in Eukaryota, Metazoa, Arthropoda, Ostracoda, Podocopida, Darwinulidae.